Molecule: messenger RNA, 1419 nt
Organism: Ambispora leptoticha
Lineage: Eukaryota; Fungi; Glomeromycota; Glomeromycetes; Archaeosporales; Ambisporaceae
Source: the annotation of a GenBank genome assembly
AUGUCGCCUGCGACACCAAAUGUCAAUAUUAUUAGCAAAAAUAAAGAAAGUCCAAGGAGUCUUGUCUUUUGUUACUAUGUUUCUGGUCACGGGUUUGGACACGCAACGCGAGUUGUACAAGUAGCAUCAGAAAUUCUUGCUCUUCCACGUAGACAUAAACUGUACAUAGUCUCAAACGCACCUCAAUUUAUCUUUGAAGGUGCUAUUAGUCGUGGGGCUAAAUAUAGACAUGCGCUUAUUGACGCUGGCGUCAAACAACCGCUAGCAUAUACUGUAGAUAGAGAUCAGACGAUAGAUGGUUUGCAAGCAUUCAUGUUACGAAGAAGAGAGAUGGUGAAUAGAGAGUCGAGUUGGUUACGAGAAGUGAAGGCGGAUAUCGUGUUGUCAGAUGCGCCUUUCCUACCAUGUGCAGCAGCGGCAGCGAUCGGAAUCCCAUCCUCGAUCGUAAGUAAUUUCACCUUUGAUGCAGUCUAUUCGGGCAUGUAUCAAGAUGAUGAAAAGAUGGACGCUAGUAUUAAAAAGCUUAUCGAUCAAGUGACUGCGGAUUACAAAAAAUCAAAUUUAUUGAUACGUUUGCCAGGCUAUAUACCGAUCCCAUCAUUUGCUGGCACUCAAUUAUAUCCGGAGCAUAAUAUUUCGAAUGGAUUUUUGACGAAAAACGGAAUCAAACCACUAAAAAAAGUGAAUCGUCGCGUGAUUGACGUUCCACUUGUCGUGAGGAAAUGUAAAACACCUAGAGAAAUUGUGUUCGAUAAUCUCGGAAUCCCUAGUAAAGUGUAUCGGACGCACAAAGUUUUGCUCGUAUCAUUUGGAGGACAAAAUUUAGAGCCAAUUGAUAGAUGGGGUUCACCUUUGCCUGAGGGAUGGAUAGCUAUAGUGUGUGGUUGUCAAGGCGUCGAGGGCAAAGUCCUGCCGAAACGUUUUUAUAAAUGCCCAGUUGAUGCAUAUAUCCCAGAUCUCACUAAUGCUGCUGAUGUAGUGAUGGGAAAAUUGGGUUAUGGCACUUGUUCAGAAUGUAUCGCUCACGCAAAACCUUUUAUAUAUGCUCCUCGUCCUCAAUUCAUAGAAGAAAAUGGGUUAAAGCGUCUGAUGGAAACUCAAGGCUCGUGUAUAGAGAUGUCAAAAGAAGAUUUUGAAUCAGGACAAUGGAAGAGUUAUAUUCUACGCGCAUAUAAUAUGCCGGGUGUUUGUCAAGAUUCAAGUAACAGAUUAACUCAUGAUGGUGGUGAAAUUGCUGCCAAAAUUCUCGAACAAUUUCUUGAUGAUCAUUUGGCAAUGGUCAAGAUUGAAACUAUGCGAUCUUCGCAGGUCACAAAUAAGACGGAUUUGCUUGUGGGAUCAAAUGAUGGAACAAUAAUACACCGAUACAUUCCUAAGGCAUUAGAGAAUAAUUUAAUAAUAUUUACUAUAGAAUUCUAA